Salvia miltiorrhiza (redroot sage) is the source of this 1525-nucleotide messenger RNA. RefSeq names its product protein NRT1/ PTR FAMILY 5.6-like. Gene Ontology annotation, biological process: transmembrane transport. Gene Ontology annotation, cellular component: membrane. Gene Ontology annotation, molecular function: transmembrane transporter activity. The record is from RefSeq and is a predicted model, not a curated record. Lineage: Eukaryota; Viridiplantae; Streptophyta; Magnoliopsida; Lamiales; Lamiaceae. The transcript is spliced from 4 exons. Bases 91 to 1389 code for a protein of 432 amino acids.
GUGCAGAGAAUAUAUAGACGAAGUGAUUAAUAUUCUUUUUACAAGGAUGGUAUCCUCAGAGUUGCAGGUCUGGUGUGGGCGGAGACAGUGAUGGAAGGAGUCUUCUUCAUCAUGCAAACUUAUUUCACAAGUGUUUGGAAGCUAAGCUUCACCAACGCUGCUACAAUUCUGAAUAUAUGGGGUGGAUUCUACAGAAUUCUUCCAUUUUUCUUUCUCUUCCUUGCUGACACUCUUCUUGGAAAUUUGGUCACUCUUGCACUUUCCGGCAUAUCCAGCACUGCGGGUAUAGUCCUUAUCACAGUGGCAACAGCGCCAGUGUUUGGGCAUAUAGUUUCAGGAGGCCGCAGAUGCCAAGACAUGGAGGAGACUGAAUGUGUUGCCCAUACCGAAAAGCUUCUCUUCAUGCUCGGCUUGGCCUUGAUAGCUUCAGGGAGGGGCGCUCGCUUUGCCUCCACCGAACCAUUCAUUCACGAUCAGACCAACAAUAAACAUCUCAAGCCCAAGCGCCAACAAGAUCACACGGCUAACACUGAACACGACGAGACCAACAAUAGCGAUCAAGAAGAUCAGACGGCUGACACUGAACAAGACGACGAGGCUAACAAUAACGAUCAAGAAGAUGAGACCAACAAUCAUAAGGAUGCUACGAUAAAGGAGAAAUGGACACCACCAAUCUGGUGGAUACUCAUAUGCCUGCUCGUAUUCUUUUUCACGCCAGUAACUGUGAUUAUCGCAUUUCCAUACGUUAAAAAGUGGUAUGUCCUGUUUGGAGUUUCCGCUUGUAUUACCACUUCUGCAACCCUCUUCUACUUGCUGGGUGUCUGCUCCUACAAAAAACCCAAACAAAAACCAGAGAGCAGCAACCCCAUUACUGAUUUCCUCAGAGUGUUCGUAGCCGCUGCAUUCAAGAGAUCCCAACCAUUCCCCAAACAUGAUAAUUCGCGGCUCCACAGCAUUGAUAGCGAGGAAUAUAAGUCACUCUCUCCUACUGCUCUUCUCGGGUUUCUGCAUAAGGCGGCCAUUAUAGUACCCGGUGAGAAAUCAUGGAGAGUCUGCUCGGUGUCGCAAGUGGAAUCCGUCAAAAUUCUGAUCCGUAUGGUUCCACUCAUGAGCAGCUUCAUAAUGUGCGGCGUGGUAGCCUCAAUCGGAAACACUUACUUCAUAGAACAAGCGAGUCAUAUGAACUCCAGAAUAGGGAAGUGGGAGCCUCCUCUUCAGCUGCUGCUUCUAGUAUUCACCUUGGUUAAGUAUGCUCUCAUGUCAAAGAUGGCCAAGAUAAAAGUAAUCUUGGGGAAAUAUGGAGCUAUCCCAAGUGGUUUGUUGGCUAUUAUGUAUUCUGUGUUAUGCUGCCGUGGAGAGACGAAGAGUUCACGUGCUGAGAAGGCAUAAUCUACUUGACCUGCCUGAUGAUGGCGAUGUUCCCAUGAGCGCCGCCUGGCUGUAUUUCCAGAUCGGAUUUUUGGCCGCCGUGGAAUUGUUUUCUGAAUACGGACUUGCGUCGUUUCUCGAGAGCGAGGCGCCUAAA